This is a messenger RNA of Acaromyces ingoldii, 2079 nucleotides long. RefSeq lists its product as hypothetical. The transcript has 3 exons. NCBI's taxonomy places the organism in Eukaryota, Fungi, Basidiomycota, Exobasidiomycetes, Exobasidiales, Cryptobasidiaceae. The coding region runs from base 141 to 2021 and encodes 626 amino acids. The record is from RefSeq and is a predicted model, not a curated record.
CACACUGCCGAGCGAUUAAAAAGGAGGCAGCAGUAAACAGACGAGAGUAGUCCGGUAUAUCCACGCUUCUCGCUCAUAUCUGCAGACAGGCAAUCUGGCACAGCGAUGGGCAGUUCACGGGGGCCUUACUCGAUGAAGAGAUGUGGUGCAAGAAUUCAGGCACGUUCAGCAGAAUCACCGAGCUAAGGCCGAUACCCUCUCAGCCAGAGAGGGUGCCAGAAAUCGGUGACACGCAGCAGGCCCAUAAAAGAAGAGUCUUUGAAGUGGCCCCCCUUUCUCCCUCCCCAUCUUCCACAGCGAUGCAGGCCCAUCGAUCCUUCUUUCUCAUCUUUCUUCUGCCGGCGCUCGUCGUCUUCGCCUUGAGUCAAGACUCUCUGCGCGGUGGCCUAGUCGACCCUGGAGGCCUGACUUCUCGGCUUAGCAAUGGUGCGCACCAGCCCAAAACGGAUUCGCAUGCGGGGGAAAGGCAUUGCAAACGUGCCAAUACCCACCAUUCAAGCGAUGGAGCCAGCCGGGACGCAGAAUGCUCGAGCGAUGAUACAUCAGAAGGAAUCCGAGUCCAGCCGGUCGUCAUGGUCGACCUAAUCAGGUGCCUCUCCAGCAGAUCCUUUGUGGCGCUAGUGGGUACCGAAAGCGAGGCGCGUCAGUCUCUCACUCUCCUCAACGACAAUAGCGAAGUCGGAGCACUGGGGCAACACUACCUCGAGGCCAAGCAGCAGCUUCUCGAGAUCUUCAAUAGGGGAAGGUGGACUCGGGACGGACAGAGCGAAGACAACCAGGCUAGCCUCGCGCGCAUCCCAAAUCAGGAAUUAAUCACAGUGAAGCUGUCGCAAUGGUGCAGUGGUGAAGCGAUCGCGACGGCAAUCAGCAAGGUUGCGACCGAAAGUGAAGCCACAAUUCUGAUGGAACGACUGUCUGACAUCGUCAGAGGGGGCAAUUUGGAACACUAUGAAGUAACGACUCUCACGAACAUCAAGUCUAGUCUGACAGAACGCAUGAAAGCGUGGCAAAGUCCGAAUCCAUUUAGGCGCCGCUUAGUGUACAGCUCCAGCAAGGGGAACGACCGUCCACCACCUGACAUGAAUGCUGCGAAUCGAGCGCAGUCUCUCCACAACUCCGCCACCGAGGUGCUUAGAGAGAGCAAGAAGAAGCAUCUGUCAAGAAGUGAGGUGGAGGCAGACGUGUGGAAGUUGGGAGACGUUUCUCGCAAAGCGCUGGGACAUGGGCCACUCCAAAAGCUAGACAGUGUCUCCGACUCUGAGACCGGUGCAUCUGAGUCGGGGACCUGGGCAUCUGAGUCGGGGACCAGGACAUCCGACUCGGAGACCAAGACCAACGCAUCUGAUUCAGACAUCGCGACCCUCGCAAGGGGUGUAUGUCCCGAGUGCGCUAGGAGUGUAUGCCCCGAGUGCGCUAGCUCUGAGUUCGAAGACAGCGCUCGACUGGUGCUGGCUCGGGAGACCCUUGGACGCGUGAUCUCCGACAAGCGUCUGGGAAUCGACAAGCGCCUGGGAAUCGACAAGCGAAAGGGAGUCGACAAGCCAAAGGGAGUCGACAAUCAAAAGGGAAUCGACUCAGAGACCAGGACAUCCGACUCAGAGACCAAGACCAACGCAUCUGAUUCAGACAUCGAGACUCUCGCAAGGAGUGUAUGCCCCGAGUGCGCUAAGUCUGAGCUCAAAGACAGCGCUCGACUCGUGCUGGCUCGGGAGACCAUUGGACGCGCGAUCGCCGACAAGCGAUUGAGAGUCGACAAAGAAAAGGGAGUCGACAAGCAAAAGGAAAUCGACAUGCAAGAGGGAAUUUCUCCCUGGGGAGCCCAUCUGUACGAGCAAUGCCGAUCCGUACUGGACAAAUACGUUGCCCAGUAUCCUAAAAUGCCCAGGGUCCCCCCGCCAACUAACAGCAUAUCCAGUCGACCGCGCUCUCCGCGCGAGGGCAAGAGGCCUGUUGAGCCUCGCGGACGUGGUAGGCCUUCCAAACGUAAGGCGAGAGAGGCGAUGCCAGGAGAGAAGCCGUAGACGUAGAUUAGCAAUGUCCUUCAUCAAAAUGUAGCGUGCAAAGAUCCAAUCAGUCUAA